Molecule: messenger RNA, 2059 nt
Organism: Homalodisca vitripennis (glassy-winged sharpshooter)
Lineage: Eukaryota; Metazoa; Arthropoda; Insecta; Hemiptera; Cicadellidae
Exons: 2
Coding region: 142-2037 (631 amino acids)
Source: RefSeq, a predicted model, not a curated record
AUGUCAUUAUGAUCUAUAUCGCGAUGUCCGCUACACGAUAUGGCAGUGAAAGUCCAGCAAUAUCACUGGAUUCUCGCCCCACUGUCACGCUCCGCUGCCGUCUGUCACUGUCGCUUAUAAUGAUACCUUGUAGUAACAAUCAUGUAUCGCUGUUUUUGGGUGAUCUUUGUUCUUUUUGGAUCAAGUACAGCAUUCAGGAAAAGCACGAUGAUCACAACAGGAGACUUUUCUUUGAUUAUCAACAGACAUGACUUUGUUGAUAAAACACGUUUUAUUAAAACAGUCUUUGAAGGACCUGAACAAGUUUUGAUUACCGCUCCUCAUCGAAGUGGAAAGUCCACAAUUGCUGACAUGCUGGCAAAGUUUGUCGAAUUAGAAUUUAAUGAAGAAGGCAUAAUAGUAACAAAACAAAGGAAUAGUCCUGUAAACGACACAGCAAACUAUAAACUUUUUUCAGGCGGUAUGAUGAGAAUUUCAAAAUACAAAGAAGUGAUGAACAACUAUUUUGGAAGGUACCCACUAAUGCGGGUGGAUUUCAAGUGUAUUCAAAAGUUCAGAACCUCCGAAGAAUCAGUAUUUUGUUUCCGUGAAAUAAUACACAAGACUUUUGUGCAACACAAGUAUCUACGCAGAAGUGACCAACUGACGUUGAAAGACAAACGGUUGGUGAAGAGAUGGAGUUAUGGAAAUUAUGACAACAUAUACGGCCAGGACGUGACUAAUAGUUUGUAUAAACUGUCCAUAAUUCUGUAUAAACACUUUGGAAGAAGAAUAUUUGUUGUUAUAGACAACUACGACUUUCCUUCUGUGAGUGCGAUGAUGGAUGUCAAGGAUUCUAAGGAACUAAACCGUGUAGUCAGGUUUAACAUGGGAAUCAUAUCAAAGUUGCUAACCGGUGAUUACAGGUAUUUGGAAAGAGCUGUGAUUUUAGGCUUCUCUCACGUAGUUGCCGCUGGAGUGUACCCUAUGGAAAAUGUUCAGGCGUAUAAAUUCCUAGGAGACCAUCCUUUUGUUGAAUACUUUGGACUUACAAAGACAGAGGUAGAUGAGUUGUUUAGAAAGGAUGUAUUUAAUUUAACAAAGAGAGAGAUUGAAAAAGGCCAUGAUUAUUUUAACGGCUAUAUCAAUCCUAUCAACAAAACCAUUUAUAGCUUAUACUCUGUGUUAAAGUAUGUAAAUGAAAAAAGCUUAGACAGCUUUUAUAUAUCCACGGAAUUUACAAAGAACCUUAAGUGGCUAUUUAAAAUUAAGACCAUCAGGAAGCAUGUAGAAACGUUAGUAAAAGGUGGUAUUAUAGAGGUUAAGGUGAAUGAUGUUAUUACCCUGGAUGAUAUGAUAAAUUUGAGGAACGCAAUUUUUAAUUUAAAAAUACAAGAACAUUUCAAUAUUAAUUUGAUAUUUUAUUUCCUCAUGGAGCAGGGUUUUCUGUCUUAUAGUCAAUGCAAUAAUCUGAACAGUGAAACCGCCUUACUAAAUGUACCCAACGAAGAAAUAAAGUUGGUCUUGGCCUUGAAAAUAAAAGAAUAUUAUGAUGGGAUCUAUAGAACUGAUAAAACACUUCUAAAGAAAUGUGCGAGCUUCAUUGAUAAAGUAUCUCCGUCUGCUUUAGUCAAUGGAGCUCACUUCAAGAGAGCUUUAUAUUGGUUUUACAAAUCUUUAGAGCAGCUGAUAAGUGGUGUUGGAAAUAGAUUUGGUAAAAUUAAUGAAGAUGAUGUUCAUAGAAUUAUAUUCUCCAUAUUGUAUCAAGGAAACACCAAAAGUAAAGACGCUUUCAAGAUAUCAGUAAAUGGUACGAAAAGACACUUAGACAUUCUUUUGGUGAAAGAGAAGUUUAGUGUUGUUAUGGAGUUCAAAGUGAAUAGCACUUCAGUAAGUAUAUUGGAUGAAAAAUUAGAAAGAAUAAAAAACACAAAGUCAUUCUUAAAAUAUCAAAAGUAUAUUAUUUUGUUUACAAUAGGCGUGGAUCACUAUCUGCAUUUAUCAGUCAGUUGUUUAUCAGGUAUUAGUAAUCUAAACCAGGUAAUUAAUAUUCCUUAAUAAAUUUAUUGAAGAUGUUGUA